Sclerotinia borealis F-4128 is the source of this 516-nucleotide messenger RNA. NCBI's taxonomy places the organism in Eukaryota, Fungi, Ascomycota, Leotiomycetes, Helotiales, Sclerotiniaceae. The record is from the annotation of a GenBank genome assembly.
AUGUCCUCGUCAACUACUCCACAGAUGGCAGGCGGACCAAUCAUCUCGAUUUCAGAUAUGGACAACUUCAUGAAACUAGGCGAAUCAGCACAAUGUGCAAGAAGUCAAAGACCGAUAAAGAAGACCUCCUCGAUGGAUUUUGACCUCCUUCGAGCAUCCGGCGAUGCCGCCCGUAGACGAAGAGGAAGUACUGCUUCCCAAGGAUCAACUUACGGAUCAAUUUCGUACAGCCCAGCAUCAUCCAGUACUAGAUCUACACCUUUUGCGAGUCCUCUAUUACGACCUAUGGAUACAUGCGAAUCACAAUACGACAUCAUGAUACCAGUUCAUCUACCAAUACCUUGGGAGAUGACUACUCCGUGUCCACCAUCGGAAUUCAAUGGGCGAGGAUUAAGGGGGGGCGGGGAUUCAUUCAUGGGGUUGCACGUUAAUGUUGGAUCUCCAUUUGAGAUUCAUUCGCCUUUUGAAAUUGGAAUGGCUUCGGAGUUAAGAAUCAUUAAUAUGGAUAGUUUUUAG